Messenger RNA from Ostrinia furnacalis (Asian corn borer), 1995 nucleotides. RefSeq names its product facilitated trehalose transporter Tret1. Gene Ontology annotation, biological process: transmembrane transport. The transcript is spliced from 4 exons. NCBI's taxonomy places the organism in Eukaryota, Metazoa, Arthropoda, Insecta, Lepidoptera, Crambidae. Bases 81 to 1610 code for a protein of 509 amino acids. The record is from RefSeq and is a predicted model, not a curated record. Gene Ontology annotation, cellular component: membrane. Gene Ontology annotation, molecular function: transmembrane transporter activity.
UUCCGAACGCGGUGCAGUGUGUGACGAACCUUAUAAGAUGGACCACGAGGGAGUGCCCGAGUUAGAAAAAAUAAUCAAAAAUGGAACGGAAAAUGGAGUAUGUGAGAAAAAAACGGACUUUAGUAAUGAACGGGAUACUACAACUUAUUUCAGGAGACAGGUGUGUGGAAAUAGUGUAUGUGGUCAUUUGUGAAUGUGUGAAAGUUUUAGUCUCAACAGGGAAUUUCCUGCUUACCUUAUCUGCCGGAGCGACGGCUGGUUUCUCUGCGAUCCUCAUUCCACAACUACAACAUGGCAAAGGGCACCACCACAGAUAUUCAAUAGGCAUGGUAUCAUGGAUAGCGUCCAUGUCAUCAUUUGCAUUAAUAUUUGGAAACAUAAUAUCUGGAUACCUAAUGGACAGACUCGGUCGAAAAAGGUCGCAGUUUCUGUGCGGACUAUGUUUUGUGUUGGGAUGGGGGAUCAUCGCGUUCUCGAAUGACGUAUUAGGAUUGAUAUUGACGGGAAGGUUCAUCACAGGGCUCUGCCAAGGAUGGCUGGGGCCUGUCAGUCCUGUGUUCGUCGCAGAAUUGAGCUCCCCAGACUACAGAGGGUUCCUUCUCGCAUCGCUCUCACUAAGCAUAGCUGUAGGUGUCUUCCUAUCACAUCUCUUUGGCACCUUCCUUCGAUGGAACAUCGCUGCGUUGCUCUGCGCGAUAUUCCCUCUCGUGGGCACCAUCAUCACAUACUUUGCACCAGAAUCCCCAGUCUGGUACGCAUCCCAAAACAGAAUCGACGAUUGUAUCAAAUCAUUCCAAUGGUACAGAGGCACGAGUCCAGCAAUGAAGACUGAACUAGAUAGAAUGAUUUUCGAACAAAGUAAAAAAGACAGAACCCAAUCAAAGAUGCAGGCGUUGUCGAAAAAUAUCAAGAAACCGGAAUUUUGGAAGCCGUUAGCUAUAAUGAUGAUCUUCUUCCUAAUUACGCAGCUUUCUGGUAUCAAUGUGAUUUGUGCUUAUACCACCGAGAUGAUGACGGAGCUAAUGGGCAGGCACACGGACAAGUCUAUUGCGUACGCCGCCAUGUUAAGUGUUGAUAUUUUGCGGUGUGCGUCACUGGUCGCGGCCUGUGUCGUACUGAGGAAAUGUGGGCGCCGACCUCUGGCCCUAUUUAGUGGAAUUUUUACAACCUUAUCAUUGAUAACUUUAGCUGUAUACCUCUACUUGGUGGAUGCUCGUGUUAUUAGACACAUGUCAAGGGUCAUUUCUUUAGGUCUAAUGGCAAUUUACAUAAUAGUAUCAAACUUGGGGAUAUCGCCGUUACCUUGGAAUAUGGUCGGCGAGUUGUUUGCCUCGGAAACUAAGGGAUUAGGGUCGGGUAUAAGUGUGAUGAUGACGUCAGUGGCUUUCUUUGGGACCAUAAAAACAGCUCCGUAUAUGUUCGAGAGCAUAGGUCAUAAUGGGGCUUACUUAUUCUAUGGCAUAUCUACUUUAUUAGGCACGAUAUUUUUAUUCUUCUACCUCCCCGAAACUAGAGGGAAAACUUUGUUACAAAUCGAAGAAUACUUUAGGAAAUCGAAAAAAGAAGAGAUUGAAGAAAAAACACAAAUUAAUGGUAAAUCGCCUGUAUGAAAGAAUGUGUUCUAAUUUAAUAGCAUUUGAAAUUAAACGAGAUCUCUUUAGAUGCAUUCAAAUUGUAAUUUUAGAACAUAAGAACAAAUAAAAAAUAGUCAGUUUUCGUGCUUUAAAACUAGAUUUGUAGAAUCAAAUUCUUUUAGGUAUUUAAUUUAAUAUGAAAUCGAGGUAAAAAUCAUAUACUUAAUUAUGUUUAGGUCAUCAGAAACUCAAUGGAAAUUGUUCAUAGAAAGUCGAUAUCAUGAAAUCAUUGUGAAAUAAGUUUUUAAAUUAUAAUUUUCGGAUGUAGUUUAACCUAAGGCAUAAGUUAUCAAUGUUGACAUAGGUAGUUACUAUCAUUACGAAAUCGUUAUCUGUAUUUUUAUUAUGUUGUUCCAAUGAU